Messenger RNA from Symbiodinium sp. CCMP2456, 2769 nucleotides. The record is from the annotation of a GenBank genome assembly. Lineage: Eukaryota; Dinophyceae; Suessiales; Symbiodiniaceae.
AUGGCUGGAGAGAUCUACGAAGUUAGAGGACUUCUGAAGUUUGGACGUGGUGGUCCUUCCUGUCCCUCGCAUCUGAAGGGAAAGCUUGUCACUUUAGAAUGCCUCGAAGGUGAAACCUUUGAGCUCCCUGCUGAAGCGGCCUGCCUGGCUGGGCGUGUUCGAAGCCUCGUGACAGAGAAUGGCUGUGACCACGUUCUGAAGUUUGAGCUGAAGAAGACGACCAUGUUGAAGGUCUGCGAGUACUUGAAGCAUCACCGAGAUCAUAGUGUUAGUGAGGUCAUUACUCCACUGCCUAGCAGCGACUUGCGCGACUGUGGGGUAUCUCGCUGGGAUUGCAGCUUUGUCAACGUUGAUGUCGAAGCAUUAUUUGACAUUGGUUUUGCUGCCACAACGUUAGGGAUUCCGAGCCUGGACUUCCUGGUCAAUGCGAAGCUUGCAUGCAUGACGAAUAACAAGAGCGCAGACAAGCUCAGAAGGGAGUACAAAAUGAUUAAUGAUUUGCCUGCACAGGAGGAGGCAGAGUUGCGGCGAACUUAUACCGCCCUGCAGAAGCAGCAUGGUGAAGAUGUGGAUGUUGACUUAUCGCAAUUGGCUGCAGCCAGCGUGUUUCACAAUGGCAUGGCAGCUGCCCGGACCCAGCUGGAAAGCAUCAAGAACGGGGAAGACGAAACUCAAGCUUCACAGACACAGCUGAAUCCCAAAAGUUGGCGGUAUGGGAUGUGGUCGGCCGGUGUUAAGAAAGAUUGGCAGCUGCUUGCCGAUGCUCCAUACGAGAUCACCAACGACCGGGAGUUGGUGCAAACUGCAAUUGUGUCCAGCCAGGGAAGGGCAUUGAAGUAUGCUUCGGUGGAGCUGCGGGCCGAUGAGAACCUGGUGCUGCUGGCGACGUCCUUCUUUGGGACCGCUUUUGCAGACGCCGCCCCGGAAUUGCGGGCGAAUAGGAGGUUCGUUCUCGCCGCCGUUGGCAGCCACGGUGCUGCUUUAGCACAUGCAUCAGAUGCCCUGCAGAGCGACAAAAGCUUCCUCGUGGAGGCGGCGAAAGCUGGCAGCGGUUCUUGCCUACAGGGAGCCAGAGAAAGCUUAAAAUCCGACCGAGACCUGGUUCUGGAGAUGGUGGUGCAUGAUGCAGCAUCUGUCCGAUUUGUGACCGAGGAGCUGCGAAAUGAUAAGGCUUUUGCAAUCGAGGCAGUCAAGAGAAAUGGUGCAGCCUUGAAGUUCUUGCUACCAAAGUUCCAAGCAGAUGUGGAGAUUGUGCAAGCUGCCGUGGCGCGAGAUCCGCGUGCUGCUUCCCAUGCACAUGCUUCGCGCCGUCACGAGAUUGGACUUGAAGGAGAGUCUGCGCUGGGGGAGACCCAUCUGGCAAAGGAAUAUGCCGCGCAGGCGGAAGCUGGUCAAGCGAAGGCUCAGAAAGACGAGGUUGUGUCGGUGGCCGGCAUUGGCCAUCGCCAGAUGCCCUGGCAGGAAGCUCUUGGGCAGUUGAAUUACACAACCAUGAAGCUCGGCAAGCAAGUCGGCUUCUCAGCCGGAAGCACCAUGAUGGGGAACCUUGGUCAAGGAAAUUACGUUGCAGCAAAUUCAGUGAACGAUAUCUUCCCAGCGCUCAAUCGACCAGAGCUAGACUCCUCUACAAUCAUGUGGGGUGGUGUCGGUGGUGGCAUCGGCAUGCGCUGGGCGAGCUUCGGGUCAAACGACGUAUUGUGGAAUGUGGAAGAUGGUCUGCUCACGAUUGACGAUGCCACCAAGGCUGUGAGAUUCGUCUGCGCGAGGAUGCAUCCUCCUCCGCUCGUCAUGCCAUCAAAGUUUGACAGAGAAACAAGAGGAAACAUUUUGACGCCUACCGCCGGCAUGAUCAAGCUGGAGCUACCGGAGGCCGAAUCUGAGGGUGCGAAAGCUGCGGAGGUCGCUGGAGACUGGGAAGGACUGGCAGCGACUAGAGACCGCGAGGCUUUGAAGAACCUCCAGACCGUAGAUCGUCGGCCUCUUCCGCUGAAUAUGAAUUCCCCGCUGGCGAACUCACCCUUGGGUGGUUGGCCAGACCUGCUGAACGAGUCCCAUGAUUUGAAAGCGAAAAGCAAGAUGAAGUCACUGCUGCAGACGGGCACCCAGAUUGUCUUAACCGGUGUCCACGGCAAGAAUGGCAUGACUGGAUCAUUGUCCCAAAAGUUCAGUGACGGCAAGUGGAAGGUGCAGAUUGAUGGUGUCGGCAGCGCCAUUCUGCAUGAAGACAGCUUUGAGAUCAGCGAUUCCCUUGCCGGGCAGCGCUCGAUGGUUGAUCAGGUGGUCAAGGACGAGAGGACAGCUCUUCGGCGUGCGAAGAUUCUAGAGAAACGCAGCCAGUUGCUGGAGAAGAAGGCAGCGAAAAACCAAGCCAUGGAGAAGAUUGUUGCCUUGACUGGCUCAGAGACGGCCCCUCUUGCACGUGCUCGGCGGUCCUACUUUAUUUCUGGAACAUGGAAUGGCUGGAGUGCUGAGGAGAUGAUCUGGAGCCCGGAGGAGGCUUGCUUUUCCUAUUCCAUGCACGUCGGCGAGUCGGGCCAGGAAGCCUUCCAGGUAUUGCUAGACCUACAAGGCACCACUUGCCUGCAUGCCGGUGAAGUUCCUCAGAGAUGUCAAGGAGGAAUGGUGGUCCAGGGACCUGAUCCCAAGUGGAGGUGUGAAGGAUUCAAUUUCAAGAUCUCCAAGGUUCAGGCUGGCUGCAAAUGCAGCGUCAGGUUAUUGCUCGACGAGAAAGGCUUUGCCAAGAAGGUGCAUUGGCUACCCGUUGCCUAA